AUGAAGUUCAAGCGAACACCACUAUCACCAUCAUGGGUAAUUUUCACUGCAUUGCUUCUGUCGUGCUUUCUCUUGACUCCAAGUCUUGCUGAUGGCAGUAGCAGUAUUCUUCCAUCAAAUGCUAAUGACGAAAGUCCCAACGAUUUUCUGCCAACAGCAUCCCCAUCGGAACCUCCUUCUUCAAGGAUGGUGGACGACAAUGACACAUCCCUUAUUGAGGCUGAUGAUGAAAACACCAGCAACAACAACAACAACAACACCAGCAAGUUCUUUUCUCCCAAAGCGGAUGAAGAGGAAGACGAUAUUAAUCAAGAAUACCAAAUAUCGCCCACCAACAAAUUGAUUGGUUUUGUCUUUGGUGCCUCGGUCAUUGUUUCCAUUUUGUUACUCAUCCGAAACAAUCGCGAACAUACCCGUCAAUUGGCGACCCUACGGCAACAACAACAGGAACGACGUCAGCGUGAGGAUUCGAGACGAGAAGGAAACUUGAGGGACAAUCGAAAAAAGGAAUUUCAUCGGCGAUUUCAUUUUACAGUCAUUCAUCCUCACGCUGUUGUUGUUGUUGCUGCUCCUGAGGCUCCUGUUGCUGCUGAAGAUGAGAAUGAGAAUGAAAAGCAACAAGAAACGCAUGAGGGUAUCAUUCUUGAUGAUAGUCCUAAUGGUAACGAGAAUGUUGAAAAUGGCAAUUCGGAUGUCGAGGCACAACCCCAACAACAGUCAUUGGAAGACGACACCGACAAGAAUAAUGAUAAAGAUCAAGAAGACGAUCCUGCCAAAUAUCAGCCAUGUGCUGAACGUCGUCCUUCUACGAAUGCGGCCAGCAAUUUUUUUGCGAAUUUUUGGAAGCAUCAUAAAAAGACCCACGAACAAGAAUGCAGCAUUUGUUUGGGAGACUACACUCCAGGGGAUACCAUUUGUGUGGCCAGGGCACCAUCCAAAUGCAAUCAUGUCUUUCAUCAAGAUUGCAUUGCCGAAUGGCUCAAGAAUCACAAUGAAUGCCCGCUCUGUAGGGUCAACUUGAUGACGAGCGAUUGA
Molecule: messenger RNA, 1035 nt
Organism: Cylindrotheca closterium
Lineage: Eukaryota; Bacillariophyta; Bacillariophyceae; Bacillariales; Bacillariaceae
Source: the annotation of a GenBank genome assembly